Messenger RNA from Funneliformis geosporum, 361 nucleotides. Lineage: Eukaryota; Fungi; Glomeromycota; Glomeromycetes; Glomerales; Glomeraceae. The record is from the annotation of a GenBank genome assembly.
AUGCAAAAAACUAAAGGAAAAAGAAGUGAAUAUAAUAGACAAACUCAAGAAAUUCCUAAAACUACAACAAAUAAUAUAAAUAUUGAUGAUAUUAAUCGCGUUGAAUAUUUACCAGCUGUUAAUGUUAAUGGUCUUCUUCAAAAAGUUCGAGCAGCUAUUUUUUUAUCAUUAGAUGAAUUGUGGUCUAUUCCAACAGAAUUAGUUUUAAUUGCAACUAUACUUGAUCCGCGAUUCAAAAAUUUUUAUUGGGAUGAUAGUGGUGAAGAAAAAAUUAAGUCUCAUGAAUUGUUACAACAAUUAUAUGAUUCAAAAAAAGCUCUUGAACCUCAACAACAUUUUAAUGUUCAACAGGCAACUAGUA